AAAAUUACCAAACUAAAAAUAAAGAGAAAUUUGGGAGGAGAAAAGGAGGAGACUUUGGAGGCAGUUAAUGGUUUCCUUGCAGAGAACAACCGUUUCAUCAAUCUCAAUUAACUAUCCCCACCCUUAAGUGAAAGCUUUCGCUUACUAGAGACACUGAAUGAGAGAAACUCUGCAAUAUAUUAAUCCAAGAUUUGGUUUUUAUUGAUUUAUUUUUCUGGGGUUUCUUGAUAUCAGAUAAUAAUCUGAUUAGUAUUGAUAUAUGUUGAGUGUAAAGAUCAGAUCUUGGAAUACAAUAGAGAUUCUUGGGAACGUAGAAGCUGGGAAGUGAUGAAAAUUAUCAGUUCUGCGGGGAAGAAGUAUGAAGUAGAGAUGGGGUUAGAGGUAGUGAGGAGCAGAAGGCAGUCGUUUGGGAGGAAAAGAAUUGAGUUGUUAAGUAGUGGUUUAGAGAUUGAUUAUUAUGUAAUUAACAGUAAUUGUAGUAAACAGAUAAAGAAGCAUUGCAGGAAGGUUUUACCAGAGAAAUCUUCAUCACCUUUCGAAGCCUUGCCUGAAGACAUUCUGAUUAGGAUAAUAUUUGGUGUUGAACAUGAGGAUUUGAUCAGCCUGUUUCAUGUAUCCAAGGCUAUUCGACAAGUGACAUUGAUAGCAAAGAAAUGGCAUUUUGAGUAUAACACGCCAAGAAAGACUAUCGACUUCGAAAGCUUUGUUGGUACUAUGGAAGAACCAAAUGCUCCAAGGCAGUCAAGGAUUCCAAAGAUUCAGUUAAGCAACAAGAGGCUGGAUGACAUAUCCAUGGUCUUGUUUCCUUGAUGUAAAAAGGAAAAUGGACUUGAUCAAUAUUGCCUUCAGAUCACAGAAAGUUUUUAGGGUGGGGUGAAGAAGUUGUUUCUCAUUUUUUUCUUCAACCCCUUGUUGAAGAUAGAUAUAUCAUACUGGUGCAUUGUAAGAGUGCGAUGUCUUAGGGAUUUUGUUGGAGGGCUGUGGGCAAUGGGCAUUGACUAUAUCUUUUAUAUUUACUAACAUAUGAAAUAUACCUCUGGCUGCAAAUUGUAUAUUACCAAGAUUUACUACAAUAUAGGGGAGAAGCUAGUCAAGCUCUUUGUGGGGGGUAAUCAAGACUGCUUUGAUCAAUAUUCAGAUUUGAUCCGAGCAUUCUCAAUCCGUAUUAGAACUCAAGCUAGUAGGAUGAAAAUUGUAGCAGAAUUUGGGUGUGUUAUUGACUUAUUGCCAAGCUAUAAGUAGACCAAAUAUUGAGUCAGGUGAAUUUUGACCUGCUGGAGUAGAGCUCGGUCGAGUUCGAGUCAAACUUGAUCUUAAUUAGUUAAUUCAAACCAAAGGGGCAUGUGCUCACGGGAUUGAGAUCUUCCGCCGUGCAGUAGAGCGACCGUCAGGAUUGAAAAAAUGACACCUCGAGAUGUGGACCUCGAGAUCUCAGGCUGUUGAAGUUUUGAUCGGAUGGUUUCCAAAAGUCGGGCACCGUGCCUUGCUCUAAAGCAAGGCAGAGACCCCAAAUCUAUGCUCAAGGCCUUCUCUUCAUGUGGGCUAUUAUAUAUGUAUACAUAACAUAAUUAUAUAUAUACAUAGUAUAAUUAUGUUUAAAGAAAAAAACAAAGAGUUACAAAGUUGUCUAAUUCUAAUAUUUUUC
Cuscuta europaea is the source of this 1645-nucleotide messenger RNA. The record is from the annotation of a GenBank genome assembly. Lineage: Eukaryota; Viridiplantae; Streptophyta; Magnoliopsida; Solanales; Convolvulaceae.